Telopea speciosissima is the source of this 826-nucleotide messenger RNA. RefSeq names its product multiple organellar RNA editing factor 3, mitochondrial. Bases 59 to 757 code for a protein of 232 amino acids. The record is from RefSeq and is a predicted model, not a curated record. The transcript is spliced from 4 exons. NCBI's taxonomy places the organism in Eukaryota, Viridiplantae, Streptophyta, Magnoliopsida, Proteales, Proteaceae. Gene Ontology annotation, biological process: cytidine to uridine editing; mitochondrial mRNA modification. Gene Ontology annotation, cellular component: mitochondrion.
UCAGAAGAUUCAGAACAGGAAAGUUAUUAGAGGAGACAAGACGAAGUGAAGCACAACUAUGGCGCUCUUGACCAGACGCACUCUGGGUUCUUUCCUCUCUCGAGCUCUCUCUUCUUCAUCAUUGUCGUCUCCUAUUCAUUCACGAUUGACAUUGGCUGUUCUCGGGAAGCAGCAUCAGCAAUUUUCUCCGGAGUCGAGGAGAAUCCCGAUUCGACCAAAAACAUCUGGGUCAGGGUAUUCGCCCUUGAACGAUUCUUCUCCCAACUGGAGCAAUAGGCCCCCCAAGGAGACGAUUCUUCUCGAUGGUUGUGACUAUGAGCAUUGGCUCAUCGUCAUGGAAUUCCCUGAAGAUCCUAAACCCUCUGAGGAUGAGAUGAUAGCUUCAUACGUCAAGACACUAGCCGCUGUCGUCGGAAGCGAAGAGGAGGCGAAGAAGAAGAUUUACUCGGUUUGCACUACUACAUAUACGGGCUUUGGUGCUUUGGUCUCCGAAGAGCUCUCCUACAAGAUUAAAGGACAACCUGGUGUUCUUUGGGUGUUGCCUGAUUCAUAUCUUGAUGUGCCCAACAAAGACUAUGGAGGCGAUUUGUUCAUCGAUGGGAAAGUCAUCCAUAGACCACAGUUCAGGUUCAAUGAGAGGCAGCAAACUAGAAACAGACCGCGACCAAGGUACGAUAGGCGCAGGGAGACAAUGCAGGUUGAAAGAAGAGAACCAGUGCAUAGAGUGACAGAGACAGUUGGGCCCAAAGGCAACUGAUAAUGCAAACAAGUUCUAUGGGUCAGCAAGAAUUGUCUCAGGGUGGAGGGAGUGAUCCCUUACUAAAUC